GUCGUGACUGUUCAGAACGAGCGAGAGAGGGUUUAAGUUUUGUCACUUCGCAUUAAUAAACGGUAGAUUAGUAUUGUGUUUGUUCCAGCGGAAAAGUCUACGGAGAAACUAAUUUGUCCAGUCAUUGCGUACGUAGGGCAUUUGGUUUGCUUAAAGAAGAGCUAGAGGAAGUUAAGGUUACCAUUCAAGUGCUGGUCGGUACCUCUUACGGGGCCGUAGCGUUUUGUUACAUACUUCCUACAGCUUCUUGGAUGUGUUGAAGGUGAAAUUACGAAGUGGCAUAGAAAUAGUGUAAAACGCAAUAUAAUUGGUGCUCGGAAAACACACAUUUCGUGGAAACGAUACAACGAAACACAGGGUUGCGAUCGGUUGCUUCAGUUUUAGCAUAAAUUAGAGAUUCAAUCGAAGGCUGCGUUCAAGACGGACACACGACUGGCUGUGGAAGAUAAGUGUAUAGAUUGAGUUCACGGUGCAUCAACAACGAAAAGCAGUCUUUCACUAUACGAUUUUAUCAAAGUGGGCCACUCACUGGAACGCUUGCGGGCAAAACUAGUACGAAACAACCGUCAGGAAUCGAACGAUGGCACAGUCACUUUCAACGGGGUCAUGUUCUGCGCUAAGCACGCUGACAGAAACAGAUACCAACACGUCGAACGUGGUUGAGGAAGAAAGCAGCGAUGGUAUCGAACAGACCCGAACCAAGCGGAACGAGCGUCACGAGAAGCUCGGAUUCAAACCGCAGAAGGAACUGUUUUGCAACAAAUUUCUACCGUACGCCGACAAGCUGGACGAUGAAUCACAGGCUAACCUGGAAAGCAUCAAGAACAAUCUGGGCAAGGUAGUUGCGAUGCGCGAGAUGGGGCCUGCUGUCAUGAUGAGCAUCCGGAACUUGGUGACCUACAUCAAACUGUAUGGCAUGAAAUUUUCCAAAGAGGACCACGUAAAGUUUGUGCAGCUGCUGCUGGAAAUGCUUGUUAUUCCCAAACUUGAUCCGGACGCGAUAAACAAGAUCAGCGAGGCUAUAUUCUUUCUGCUACGAAAGCGCGAAUGGUUGAGUACUGACGAUUUGCAGAUCGAAUGGAGACCGUUAUACGAUCUGUUUCAUUUGCUUGUAUCCCGUUUAAGCAAAAAAGGCGAACUGUUCAACACCACAUCGAAGAAUGAGAACGAAAACUCGCCGUUGGCAAUGUUGCUUGCCGCUGCUGCCGAGAGGAUGGGCUAUGAUGUGUCAACCGUGGCUCAGUACCUCGGUAUCGAGAUGGACGCCGAUGAACUGGAAAAAUCGUCCAUGGAAGGCAAUCUACAGUGUGCGAUACAGGUGUGUACACCUUACUUUCCACCAUCAGCUACGCAGGAAAUAUUGGACGAACUGCUGUCCAAACUGCAGCCGCUCGAUAAUGGAAGUGGAUGUGAGGUGAUCACCAUACUGAACAUCUUCCUCAACUAUGAGCAGGGAUAUGAGCUGUGGUUCGAUAAGCUUAUGGCCAUCUGGAACGGGUACCAUAAUCCACCGUGGGCGGGUGAUUUUAUGACGAUGUACGCGGUGGUUGGCAACAAGAACUUGGGUCACAUCGACUGGGAACCACACAUUCCGACCAUGUUUGCACGCAUUACACGCUCGAUCAAUUUUCCCGUCAACUACCGCAGUACGAAGGGUGGCCGAGCGAACGGCAUGCCACCGGAUGCUAUUGCAACGUGGAUUGUGUCGGCACUGGGCCCGCGUAGCAGUGCCCAGCAGUAUCUGAACACGUUCAUGUCCACGAUCGAGACGUAUCUGCAUCCGGCAAACAAUGGCAAAUGGGUGAAAAUGUUGGGCGAACUGUUAAACAUGUUACCCCGUUUCUUCAUCGAUCGGCUCGUGAUCGAGCGGUAUCGCAAAGGGCACCAUAUACGGCCCAUACCGAGCGAACACAAGCUCACCGACGAGUGUAUUACGGCGUUCGUCGAGUGCAUGAAACCGGUUGCCUUUCAGGCGAUGUAUUCGCGCCUUAAUGCGCAAGAGGUUGGUAAAAUCUUGCAAUGUUUGGCCGAUCUACGCCCGGCUCUGAUCAUUCCGAGCAUUAUCGAGCGUGUGUAUGCGAGUCUGGAUUCGCUGACGGAACCGCGCAAACUGACGGCGGCACUGCACGGUUUGAUCGGUGUAUCGAGAGCACUCGUUUCCGGUCACAACGGUUACACCGAGGGACGGACGCAUGUGAUACCGCUGUUUAUGGCCACCCUGCCCGGUAUCGAUGGUAAUGAUCAGAUGAAAACCGUCAUCACGUUCCACUUCCUGACGUCGAUAUCGUUCCUGAUACCGAUCAUCGAUUGUUCGCAGGCGGGACAGUAUCACACAAAUCUGACCGAUGACGAUCGGCUGCUGUGCGAACAGACGGCUGACUUUGAGAGCUUUACGCUGCAGUUUCUCGAUAGGUUGUUUUUGCUGAUCGAGAACAGCUCCACCAACAAUGUGCGCAUGGAACAAUCCGAUCUGGACACGGCACGUUCGAAGGCGGAAUCGCUGCUGGAACCGAUGGUGCAGACGUGCUUGCACGGCAUCCUUGGACAGGCCUCGGAAAAGAUUGUAGCAGCCGCUGCAAAGAAAGUGAUGGAGUUCGUCCGUACGCGCCUAUUCGAACCGAAUGUAGCCGGACAGCUGGUCGGUUGUCUGGUGCGAAUAUUUUCCCGCAUCCAUGGCAAGGAAGUGUUGCGCGUGCUGCUGCCCUAUGUCCUGCGCCAGAUAGAAGAGUACAUGGACGAGCACGAUGAUGUGGAGGAGCUGGAGAAGCACAACGACGAGAUGCUGUACUAUUUGGUGCUGUUGAUGAACCUGGUACGUGGAGAUCCGCUAGUGUUUCGGAACUACAUAGACGAUGUGCUACCGAUGCUCGACCGAUUGGCCCGGUUUAAGUGCAAACGUGUGGCACGCUACGUGUCGCAGAUUGUCGGCAAUAUUCUGAGCAACCUGUCAACGAUGCAAACCAUGGAUGUGCGCAACAGUCCCGACUGCUUCCAGAAGCCACUGUCGGAGGUUGUGCCGGUGCACAGAUGGGGAGAAAAGAUGGCAUCCGAUAGUAAGAUCGAGUGGCGCAUACCCGAUGAAACAUCACGGUUGGUCUGCGAGCGGAUAAUGCAUCGCUAUCUGCCGGCCUUGCUUGAAAAGCUUGAUCAACACAGUGCGGGUACGGUGACAUUGCCUCGGGAGGAACUGCAUCGGACCGUUAUGAUGGUGCAAGCGUUGAUACGAUGCUACAACUUUUUGCCCAACUGGACGGAUGAGGAACCGAUUGAACUGUUCGAAACGUGUGCGGAUAUAAGGGAGCUACAGCUGAAGGUGACGCUUGGUUUCGAGGGGUUGGAAAUUUGCAUGCCGAACGGUGAGAAUGUAAGAAAGGCUAUCAUAAGGACGAUUUCGCGCCUGCAGGAUCGCAUUUUGGAGGUGUCGGAGGAUGAUACGCAAACGCUCAAAGCGAUCAUUGCACUGUACGAGAAGGUGCUGCUAAGAAAGCACCCGAACGGAUCGCAUGAGAUGCAACUGAAAACGUUCAACUGUACCAAACGGUUUCAGACGUAUCAGUUGACACGUUGCAAGCGAGACGUCCGGGCGGUCGUGGUUUCGCGCGUUAUUAUUCAGCAGGACUGUAGGGACGAGAUGAACUUACCAUUGUUCAGUGCCACCCAUCUGGAGAUCAUGAAGAAGCUGCUCGAACUGUCCGUGUCCUAUUACGCGACGGUGCGUAUUGAUGCGCAGACCAAGCUGCACGAUAUGCUGUAUCUGUUCCCUUACGCCUAUCCGCUGCUGACGGAUCGGAUCGUACAGUGUUUGCAGCUGGACGCCGAACGGUAUCACGAGCAGGUCAAGGGUAUAUUGUGCCUGCUGUUCAUCAAACGUCGAGGUCGAUUGAUCACGCAAAACAAUUGGGAAUAUCUGGCCCGUAUUUGGCCGGCACUGUUGCGAUCGAAGCUGUCGGAAAAACCUUCGAUCGUGCGGUUAGUUGAUGGGCUGAAGAAGAUGAUAGACGGUCAAUCACCGACCUACCUAUUGGAGGUGGACAUUGGAGAAAAGGUAGUAGAACGGGCACUUGCUUUGCGGACACGUGCGGACGAGCUUGAUCUAGUGGCGGGACAGACAGCACGGGAGCGCGAAAACAAACGUAAUCUGACACUGUUCCAGCAGCUGGUAGCGGAUAUAGUGCAGACGGUUGAAACAAGUCGGUUACAUCUUCGGUACCACUAUCUCGCUUCGGUGAUGCUAAUCAACUUGUGUCACCCGUACGCGGAGCAUCCACCAGCAGUUACUCGGCUGGCCGUGCACCAUCUCAUACACGAUGCCGUCAUCGAGCGGAAACUAGCCAUACAGCUCCUUUUGAACAUAUUUCGCCAACAGAAGCGCCCACAAAUAAAGGUCGUUAUGAAUCCGCUCGAAAUUGUUGUCCGCAUCACGGCUGGACCGGAUGCCGGUGCUAUGGCGGGUGAAACGGUUCCCCCUAAUCCGGGUUCCAACGUUGCGCCCGGCUACCGGGAAGACAAUAUGUGGUUACAGUAUGACGUAGCGAAGGUACCGAGCAGUCAGGCCGAAUGGGAUGAACCGCGAUACAUGUACACGUCCGAGGGAUGUUUCGGAUGGACCAGGGGCUUCAAGAUUUAUGCGCCGAGCGCGGAGCAACCGAAGCUCAACCGUAGCGUGGACGAGAUGAACGAGCAUGAGCGUACGAUUUACGAGUUUUUCAACGACCAGCAGAAUGUGGACACGCUGAUACGGUUCUGGUCGCUGGAAGAGAAAAAGGGACGCGAUGAGUUUAGCAGCACACGGAUGUUACUUAUCAAGAUGCUGAUGAAGGUGUUCGGUGAUCAGUUGCUGGAUCGCUUGCUGGUUCAUAUGCCGCGGCUAAUUGAGGAGAACAAGGUUGAGAGCAAUCAUCGGUGUGUGGUGGAAGUGCUGACCGGUAUAAUGCGCGGUGCCAAACAUUGGCCGUACGAGAUGACGCGCGACAUGUACGCACGGGUGGUACCAUUGAUACGGCUCGGCAUGCAAAAGGUCACGGUCGAUACGGACAUGUACUGGGGCAUGUGCUUCGCAACCGCGGCCCAGUCCAUGGAUCCGUCGAAGCAGCACUGGCUGCACGAGGUGCUGCUGGAAGAUCCGCUGCGUGAUCUAAACAGCUUCAACGAUUGCAAUCGGUUGUACUGCUUGCAGGGUGCAUUCAAUCAGCACGUCUGGCGUAUGGCAAGCGUCGCACACCGGUUGCUGGACUAUCUAAAGCCCCAUCUAGACCAUCCGUUUCAGAACUUGCGCGAGCGGUUAGGCAACACGCUGAUCAACAUCUUUGAGGCGGAUCUUCGGUUCGAGGGCUACGAGCCGCGAGCGAUUUCACCACAGCGUAGCGAAAUGAUAGCGUUCGUCAUGCCAAAGCUUGCCAUCCUUCUGCAACAGGAUCCGGAAUCGCCGCGACCGAAGACGGAGAAUGUACAGAUGGAGGUAGAGGGUGGUUCGGCAAGUGUGGAAGGUGCAAAUGAAGACAGUGAAUAUGUAAAAGCGGUCCGAUUGUUUAAAACAAUUGCACACUGGAUCACGUACACCAUCCAUCGGUACUCGAACGGUAACGAGAAGGAAUACUUCGAGUUGCUACCGAUAGCUUGCCGCUUGGAGCAUUCCGAACAAGACCAAGAGUUAAGUGAAAUCUGCACAUUGCUGUUGGCUUUCAUAUCGCAGGCGUUAACACUGCCAAACUGCAUGGACGUCGCGCUGGCCAAGAUCGACGAGGUGUCCAAAAUGCCCUACUGGUCAGCCCGGCGUGCUGUGAUCGAUGUGCUGCAGGUACAAGUCUUCUACAAUAUGACCAUCAUCCUUAGCCGGCCCGAGUGGAAGGCGAAGGUGCAGGAGAUUGUGUUGCGGCUGCUCGGCGAUAGUGUGAUCGAGGUGCGCGAGAAGGCUGCGGAGGUGUUGGGCGGUUUGGUGCACUGUUCCUUCCUAACCGCCACCGAGGAGCUGCUGGAACUGUUUAAACGCAAAUGUCGCACGAAGAUCAUACGCACCAAGCGAAUCCGUAUGGAAACGGCACAAGCUUCCUGUUCGAGCGAGGUGGCUAAAAAUGAAAAUGCGGAAGCAAACGCCGUCCUAGCUCGGCAUACCGGAGUACUCGGUCUGUGUGCCUUUAUUUCCGCGUAUCCGUACGAAGUGCCUGAGUUUGUACCGAAUGUGUUUGAGCAUCUCGGUGCACAUCUAAACGAUCCACAACCAAUCCCGGCCACGAUCAGAAAAACGAUGGGCGAUUUCAAGCGCACCCAUCACGAUAACUGGGAAGUGCAUCAGCUAAAGUUCACCGAUGAUCAAUUGGCCGUGCUGAGCGAUCUUACGAUUCCACCUUCGUAUUACGCAUAAGGGGGAGAAAGAAAAACUCACAACAAUCGUGCAACUGUUUGUGUUCUUUUAUGCACCUGUUUUUGAAUGUAUGCCACUUUACGUUGCGUACUAUAAUUCAUUUCUAGUGUUAAGUAGCCAUCGGUACGGUGUGACGGAAAGUAUAUAUGGCAUGUUAUGUAGGUUUCCUUUUAAUUUUUUCCUCUGCACUUUAAUGCCUAGACGAGCAUUAGCCGUGCAAGUGGCGAAUUUGUGGAUUGGAAUAGUUCAUGCCCAAUGCCAAAUGGAGACUCGGCUAUAAUAUUCCACAUUCUAAAGCAGACAAGUUAACAACGUUUCAACUUCCCUUUUUAUUCCGUUGGCACUUUUGCGCAGCUGAGGGUGAUUGAAAUAGUUUGAAAUUUGUAGAAACUAGGCAGGAUAACAAAGAAGACGAUGCAGAUAUUCCAACCUUGAAGACACUCGUUCUCGUCGCGCAAAUCCAUUUAGCUUAGCUUUUAGAUUGUAUCAAAUAGGGGCUGGUUUUCAUAAGCAUAUUAAUUAAUCGUGACACGGCGCAGAUUUGUUUUAGUUAAAUUCAUAAUGUCGGUUUAUCAAUGGGAACGAUUGAGGUCGGUGGUAUUGAACCGUAUUGCGAUGAACUGUGAAGACAAUUGGUGAUGGAGAACCUGUAUAGAGGGUGUUCAAUAAAUAAGCAAUGAAUUUGAAUGCAGACAAAA
Molecule: messenger RNA, 7059 nt
Organism: Anopheles funestus (African malaria mosquito)
Lineage: Eukaryota; Metazoa; Arthropoda; Insecta; Diptera; Culicidae
Product: proteasome activator complex subunit 4B-like
Exons: 9
Coding region: 581-6361 (1926 amino acids)
Biological process (GO): proteasomal ubiquitin-independent protein catabolic process
Cellular component (GO): cytosol; nucleus
Molecular function (GO): proteasome binding; peptidase activator activity
Source: RefSeq, a predicted model, not a curated record